Messenger RNA from Akanthomyces muscarius, 1938 nucleotides. RefSeq lists its product as uncharacterized. Bases 1 to 1938 code for a protein of 645 amino acids. Gene Ontology annotation, biological process: clathrin-dependent endocytosis; clathrin coat assembly; vesicle budding from membrane. Gene Ontology annotation, cellular component: clathrin-coated vesicle; clathrin-coated pit. Gene Ontology annotation, molecular function: 1-phosphatidylinositol binding; clathrin heavy chain binding; SNARE binding. The record is from RefSeq and is a predicted model, not a curated record. The transcript is spliced from 4 exons. NCBI's taxonomy places the organism in Eukaryota, Fungi, Ascomycota, Sordariomycetes, Hypocreales, Cordycipitaceae.
AUGUCCAGCUCCUUCGAAAAGUCCGUCAAGGGCGCAACCAAGAUCAAGAAUGCGCCCCCAAAAGCAAAGUACAUCGAGCAUCUUCUGAUUGCUACGCAUUCGGGAGAGGCUGGGGUCGGCGAGGUCUUUCGGGCGAUGCAUUACCGCCUAAGGGAUUCGACAUGGACCGUUGUGCUCAAGGGCCUCCUGACUGUCCACCUGAUGAUUCGCGAGGGCUCACAAGAAGUUACUCUCGCCUAUCUGUCGAAGCAUCGUAACAUGCUUGCUAUCAGCAGCUUCACGGAUGCGCAGACACAAGGCCGGAACAUUCGGCGCUACGCCACUUACCUCUCCGAACGAGCGCGCGCGUACCGCGAUACCAAAAUUGACUGGGCUCGGUCCGGAGAGGGGCGUCUGGAAAGGCUGAGCGUCGACAAAGGCCUCCUUCGCGAGACGGAAACGGUACUACAGCAAAUGUCCGCUCUCCUCAAGUGUGAUGUUUUGGACUCGGAAGGUGAAACUGACAUUACAAUCUCGAUCUUCAAGCUUUUGGUGCUGGAUCUACUAGCCCUGUUCCAGUGUCUCAACCAAGGUCUCAUCAACAUCCUCGGCCGCUUCUUUGAAAUGUCGAGAACCGAUGCCGAGCGUGCAAUGGAGAUUUACAAAAGCUUCUCCAAGUAUACCGACUACGUCGUACAAUACCUGUCCGUCGCGCGCCAAUAUGAGCACCGCACUGGUGUCCAGGUUCCCAAGCUCAGCCAUGCACCCGUUAAUCUCGGUCGACAAUUGCAAGAGUACCUGGACGAUUCUGACUUUGAGAUCCAUCGCCGGCAGUAUCUUGCUGAGCAAGACUUCAAGAAGGGCGGGAAGGGCAAGGAUGCGUUCGAUCUUCCCAAACCACCGCGAUCACCCGCAGGCCGAUCAGGCAGCGCGCAGAACUCCAAUAACCCAUUCCCUGCACCACCUAAGGAUGUGCCCAAGGCAGCAGUCAAGGGACCUGAUCCCGAUCUCAUUGACUUUUUCGGCUCUAUCGAGCAGAACCAGACGACUAUGCAGGUCAACACGCAGCCCAACGCGCCGGGCCAGAACAUGUUCCAGCCUCCUCAGCAGCAGCUCGAGCUUCAGCCCACUGGGUUCAUCAACCACGCGGCUAGCUUUCCUAUGGCCAACAAUCAAUUCCAGCAGCAGCAAAACAUGUUCCAGCAGCCGAUGCAGCAACCGAUGCAGCAGCAACAACCUGCACCUCUCCAGCCAAACUUUACCGGAGCCGGCUUUGGAGGGUUCACGCCUCAACCGCAGAACAACUUUCAACCCGGCUCUCUGGGGCCUAUUCCCCAGAACAUGGCUGCCAACUUUCAAAACCAGGAUGUUAUGCAGCAGCCUCAGCAGCAACCUCAGCAGCAGAUGCCUGGACAGUUGAUGCCCAUGCAGACUGGCACCACCAAUCCUUUUAGACAAUCGAUGAUGAUGGCGCAACCCACCGGCAUGCAAAACUACAUGAGCCAGCAACCUUUGCAGCAGCAGCAGCAGCAGCAGCAAUCCCAAUCCCAGCAGCCCCAGCAAACUGGUUUUGUCUCUCCAGGUCUGAACCGCCAGUCAACAAACCCCUUUGCCAAGUCCGUAUCCCCGCAGAAUAACAACUCGCCGUUCCAAUCGCAGGCUCCUGCUCCGCUGCAAGCCACGCCCACAGGAACGAACCCAUUUGCCCGUAACGUUCCUCAGCAGCAAGCACCUCCGAUGCCCGCCAUGCCCGGCCAGCAGCAGCAGCAGCAGCAGCCUGGUGCGCUCGCGCCCCAGCCGACCGGCGUUACCAACCCGUUCCGCCAGGGCGACUUUGUGAACCACGCGACGGGCCUGGGCUGGCAGCACAACCAGGCGCCCAUCGGUGGAGGCAUUGACCAAAUCCAGACGGUGCCAGUUUUUCCACGGCCGGCGCAGCAGUCUCCUUGGCAGCAAUAA